Eruca vesicaria subsp. sativa (arugula) is the source of this 1155-nucleotide messenger RNA. The record is from the annotation of a GenBank genome assembly. NCBI's taxonomy places the organism in Eukaryota, Viridiplantae, Streptophyta, Magnoliopsida, Brassicales, Brassicaceae.
AUGGUUAGUUUGAUAAACGCUUGGUGUUUAGUGAUCAUCUCAUUAUCUUACACUUAUGUCGUUGCCCAAUUUGUUCCAAAAGGAAUCAGAAGGAUGAUACUAUUCAUACCCGUCUUCCUCUAUUUCUUCAUAGUUCCUUUAUCAUUGUCCACCAUACAUUCAAUAGGCAUCACAGCUUUCUUAAUCUCCUGGCUCGCUAACUUCAAGCUCUUUCUCUUUGCUUUAGGAAAAGGUCCUCUGAUCUCUUCAAACUCUAGACCCUUAUCACUCCCUAUUUUCUUAGCCGUCUCUCUCUUUCCCAUCAAGAUUCAUCUGAGCCCUAAACCUACCACAUCUAACAGAGUAUCAUCCAAAGAAGGUCUCUUAUAUUAUACCAUCAUGGUUACUCUUUUGAUUCUUAUGACAAAAGUCUACGAGUAUAGCAGUAAACUCCCUGACAAAGCCGUAUUGACUCUCUACGCAAUUCAUAUCUAUCUCUAUCUCGAGCUCAUCCUAUCUAUCACAGCAACCGUGGUUCGAGCUAUGUCAAGUCUUGAGCUCGAACCACAGUUCAACAAACCGUACCUAGCGACAUCUCUUCAAGACUUCUGGGGGAGACGAUGGAACCUGGCGGUCAGUGGAAUCCUAAGGCCUACUGUGUACGAGCCAACGGUUCAGCUCUUCUCUGUUUUGGACCCGAACUGGUCCCGUGUUCUUGGUGUUUUCUCCACGUUUGUUGUCUCAGGGUUGAUGCACGAGCUCAUCUUCUUCUACAUGGGAGGGAUGAUGCCGGAUUGGAAGGUAAUGUGGUUCUUUCUCAUACAUGGAUUCUGCACGAGUGUGGAGAUUGCUGUCAAGAAAAAAGUCAACGGAAGGUUGAGGUUUCCGACAGGAAUCAGUCGUGUUUUGACGUUUUGGUUUGUAAUGGUGACGAGUUUGUGGCUGUUCUUGCCGGUGUUUAAUCGGGGCAACAUAUUUGAGAGGGUUCUUGAAGAGUACGCAUAUGCAGGGGAGGUCGCAGCCAAGACCAAGAGCAUCAUUGCGUCUCUACUUUAAAUACUUACCAUGAAACAAAUCUGGAGUUUCAUUUUGCUACAAAACAUAUCUAAGAUCAUGAUUGCAUGGGCCAUAUGUGACUUUAUUUUUGUUAGUUGCUACAACAAAUUCUAAAAAUGU